GUUCUUCUCUCUCUUUCUCUCUGAUCUGACUUUCUCCUUCUCCAGCUGUCCAAAAACAGCUGGAGAGGGACACCCAAAAGCAGCCAAUCCCAAAAGGCCAGGGGAGGGGCUUGCUUCCUUUUCAACUCAUGGCAAAUUACAGCUAUUCCAGGGAUUAGCUGGGAUCUGCCCUCCCCACAGUUGGUCUAAGGUAACAAGGCAACAUACGAGGGAGGAAAAGAGAGGUGGGCAUCUUGGACAGCUAGGAAAAAGAGCUAAGGAGGAGAAAAACGAAGAGGCAGAAGGAGAUACAGUGUGGCUGAAGAAGAGAAGGAUUGUCCAAGGGGAUGGGUUUGCCUGGAAGCUACAACCCUCACCUGCGCCGCUGCGUCACCUGCUGACACCUCCUCGCACCCGCUUUUCCUGCACAACACACAGGCUGGGCCACCAAUCCCCCAAGCCCGGCCUAGCCUUGGCCGGGACAAAGGCCAAUCCCUCAGAGAUGGGGGUGGCCAAGACCAUCCGGCGUUUCAGCGGGAGUGGCGGGGUGGGAGAGCUCCGGGAAGAGGUGUCCGUGGAGUCCCCCACCAGCCUCCACAAUGGCAAGUCCACCCGCGUCCGGCAACGCAGCCGCUUCGUGAAGAAAGACGGUCACUGCAACGUGCAGUUCGUCAAUAUGAGCGAGAAGGGCCAGCGGUACCUCACUGAUCUCUUCACCACUUGUGUGGACAUCCGCUGGCGCUGGAUGUUUGUUAUCUUCUGUCUCUCUUUCGUCCUCUCCUGGCUCCUCUUUGGCUUCACCUUCUGGCUCAUUGCUGCACUGCACGGGGACCUUGCGCCCAACCAGCCCCCAGACUCCAAGUCCUGCUUCUCCGAGGUCACCAGCUUCAUGGCCGCCUUCCUCUUCUCACUGGAGACCCAGACAUCCAUUGGGUAUGGCUUCCGCAGCGUAACAGAGGAGUGCCCAUCUGCUGUUCUGGCUGUGGUUUUGCAAUGCAUUCUGGGAUGCAUCAUUGACGCCUUCAUCAUUGGAGCAAUCAUGGCCAAGAUUGCCAAGCCCAAGAAGCGCAACGAGACCCUCGUCUUCAGUGAGACUGCUGUGAUUGCCAUGCGUGACGGGAAGCUCUGCCUCAUGUGGCGUGUGGCCAACCUGCGGAAGAGCCACUUGGUGGAGGCCCACGUCCGGGCACAGCUGCUGCAGCCCCGUGUGACCCCUGAGGGCGAGUACAUCCCCCUGGACCACAAUGAUGUCAAUGUGGGCUUUGACAGUGGCACUGACCGCAUCUUUCUGGUGUCGCCAGUGACAAUCGUGCAUGAGAUCGAUGCCGAAAGCCCCCUAUACGAGUACGGUCCCGAGGAGCUGGCCGAGGCGGACUUUGAGCUGGUGGUCAUCCUGGAAGGCAUGGUGGAAGCCACCGCCAUGACCACACAAUGCCGCAGCUCCUACCUGCCCAGUGAGCUGCGGUGGGGGCACCGCUUCGAGCCUGUUCUCUUCGAGCGACGCGGCCACUAUGAGGUUGACUACCAGCACUUUCACCGUACCUACGAGGUGCCUGGAACCCCCUCUUGCAGUGCAAAGGAGCUGAGCCACCGCAAGUACAGGGCGCCCCCCGCAGGAGCCACUGCGGCACGUGCCUCCUUCUGCUACGAGAACGAGGUGGCGCUCAGUUGCUGCCGUGAGGAAGAGGAGGAAGAGGAGAGGCAGGGAAGCCGGCGGGUGAGCCUGGAGAAUGAAAUGGCCACCGCCACGUGACACCGCCCGUGUCCUUGGACUGAGGAGGGCUGUGGGGAGGCGGGGACCAUGCCAACACCACAGUUUGCAUAGCUGGGCAGCAGAGGUAGCUGGACAACGGAUAACACUGUCACACUUCACCCGUCCUGUCCCCACACAAAAUAACCAGCAACCAGGCCUCAGCUUUUUGGAAGAAGCUGUGCUGCUUAUAUCUCUAGCUAUUGGGAGAAAGAGAGGGCAUUCCCUGCCAUUAUGGCCAAGAUGGUAGCCCUGGUACAAACAAAGGGAUUCCCCACGAUCAUUCCAGACAGGGAAGAUGACUGUGGGGUUCUGGAUGCUAGUAGGGGGCCCAAACCAAAUUUAAACACAACAGGGAAACUUGAGGGAGCAGAAUCCUUCCAUGGCCCUCGAAGGAAGGGAUGCAUCUCCUGAUGCUUAUGGCAGAACUUGUGGUUGCGACCAUCGAGGUGGGAGCUGGAAGGCGAGCUUCAUGGACAUUUGAGGACAAUGCUGAAUGCUGCUCUGCUGGGAAUGCCUGCCCUUGUGUGGACUUGGGCUGUGGAUGUCUUAUGUAUGGGGCUGUGAUAUGUAGCAGGGAGAGGGGUUCCAUGAACUCCGGAGGCCACUGGUCAGUGGAAUUCCACAAAACUGGAAAGUAUCUGGUCUGUUGAGCUUAUGAAAAUGCAGGUAGGUGGCUUGUUCUGUAGUUUUAGAGGUGUGUGUUUCUCUUCAGAUACAAGGGCUAAAAAGUAUGUGCCCGCAGGGCGAGAAACUACACAUGAUUUGAACACCCCUGAAACUUGUUUGUCAAGCCCUGUUGGGGAAUUCCAGCAAAAGCAACUGGACAUCGCUGUAGUUUUAAAGUAACUGGCAGGUCUAUUGUGGCUGACAAUAUCUGAAGUAAGGUGAUUCUUUCUUUAAAAGGAGUUGCAGAAGUUAUAUAAAAUGUGAUCUGCCAAAAAAGACAA
Messenger RNA from Varanus komodoensis (Komodo dragon), 2679 nucleotides. It is a transcript of the gene KCNJ14, whose product is annotated as potassium inwardly rectifying channel subfamily J member 14. Gene Ontology annotation, molecular function: inward rectifier potassium channel activity. Gene Ontology annotation, biological process: regulation of monoatomic ion transmembrane transport; potassium ion import across plasma membrane. The record is from RefSeq and is a predicted model, not a curated record. Lineage: Eukaryota; Metazoa; Chordata; Lepidosauria; Squamata; Varanidae. The transcript has 3 exons. Gene Ontology annotation, cellular component: plasma membrane. Bases 482 to 1732 code for a protein of 416 amino acids.